Molecule: messenger RNA, 1298 nt
Organism: Mesocricetus auratus (golden hamster)
Lineage: Eukaryota; Metazoa; Chordata; Mammalia; Rodentia; Cricetidae
Product: N-alpha-acetyltransferase 11
Exons: 1
Coding region: 1-660 (219 amino acids)
Biological process (GO): N-terminal peptidyl-glutamic acid acetylation
Cellular component (GO): NatA complex
Molecular function (GO): protein N-terminal-serine acetyltransferase activity; protein-N-terminal-glutamate acetyltransferase activity
Source: RefSeq, a predicted model, not a curated record
AUGAACAUCCGCCGUGCUCGGCCAGAUGACCUGAUGAACAUGCAGCACUGCAACCUGCUCUGCCUGCCCGAGAACUACCAGAUGAAGUACUAUUUCUAUCACGGCCUCUCCUGGCCCCAGCUCUCCUACAUUGCUGAGGAUGAGGAUGGGAAGAUCGUGGGCUAUGUCCUGGCCAAGAUGGAAGAGGACCCCGAUGAUGUCCCCCACGGACACAUCACCUCACUGGCUGUGAAGCGCUCCCACCGGCGCCUUGGCCUGGCCCAGAAGCUGAUGGACCAGGCCUCACGAGCCAUGAUUGAGAACUUCAGCGCCAAGUAUGUAUCCCUGCAUGUUAGGAAGAGCAACCGAGCAGCCUUGCAUCUCUAUUCCAACACCCUGAACUUCCAGGUUAGUGAGGUGGAGCCCAAGUACUAUGCGGAUGGAGAAGACGCAUAUGCUAUGAAGCGAGACCUCUCACAGAUGGCGGAGGAGCUGAGGCGGCAGCUGGUGCUGAAGAAAAGCAGAUACCUGGUUCUGGGUUCCAAGGAGAAUCAGGGCAACACACCAGGUUCUGAAGAGGCCUGUCAGCAGGAGAACCUGAUCGGGGAUGAUAGCGGCAGUGACAGCAAAGACAGCACUGACGCCCAAGACAGCUUGCAGGACCUGGACUCCACCUCCUAGAGCCUGCUUGAGCGUUGUAACUCUUGCAUUUCUAGCCACACUUCUCUUGGUAACCCUGGUGUGCUCUGCAGUACCUACUCUGGGAUCAUUUCACAGUGACCCAGAUGGCUUCUCAUUUUCAACGCUUAGCAGGAACCUUUCACGUAGCCUGACUUGAUCAUGAGGCACUCCUGGACACAGAAGCUGCUGUGCGGGAGCCAAGGAGUCUUGAGGACUGCCAUGGCAGCACCUUCCUUGGCUUCUUCAUGCUGCCAUUGUGUUGUUUGCAGUUGUCCUGCACUGAUUGUGUGUAUCCUGUAGGGUUUUGUCUAGAAUGCCAAACAGGAAGCAGGAGCAACAUGAAAGCUCCCCGGCUUUUAGUGUUUGCCAUUUAUUUGGGUGUUCAUUCUUGAGUAGGCAGGACCAUCAAGUUAGUCCUUAUGCCCUCUGCCUGUCUGGUGGAAGUUACCUACUCUUGCUUUCUCUGGAAACUGCCCUGCUCUCCCUCCCUUCCUCCUUUUGAAGAAGAAUGCUCCCUUUCACAGUGGAAGAAGGUGACUUGAACUUCUAUACCCAAGAAUUUGUAGAUCUUAAGGAAGGGACAAGCAGAAAUGAAAUUGUAAUCUCUAAUCUGAAGAAAUAAAGCUACCAAAAAAGAA